Molecule: messenger RNA, 5925 nt
Organism: Hipposideros armiger (great roundleaf bat)
Lineage: Eukaryota; Metazoa; Chordata; Mammalia; Chiroptera; Hipposideridae
Gene: ITPRIPL2
Product: ITPRIP like 2
Exons: 1
Coding region: 84-1682 (532 amino acids)
Source: RefSeq, a predicted model, not a curated record
CAGCGGCGCUGCCGGGGCGCUGCGCGCAUGCUGGGCCGGUCGCGCCGCCGGGGCUCGCGCCCUGGGCCGCCCGGGCGCCCGGCAUGUCGGUGCACUACACCCUCAACCUGCGCGUCUUCUGGCCCCUGGUGACCGGCCUGUGCACGGCCCUCGUGUGCCUCUACCAUGUCCUGCGGGGCAGCGGGGGUGCCCGGGCCGAGCCCCCCGACGGCCCGGAUGGCGGCUUCCCGCUGCUCAAGGUGGCGGCCCUGCUCCUCCUGGGCUACAUCCUCCUGCGCUGUCGCCACGCUGUCCGGCAGCGCUUCCUGCCCGGGUCUCCCCGCCUGGGGGGCCAGGCCACUUUCUCGCCAAGACACUUUCGAGAGCCUCGCCUCGGCAUCCUGCUGGAGAGUUACUACGAGCACGAGGUGCGCCUGUCGCCGCACGUGCUGGGCCACAGCAAGGCGCACGUGAGCCGGAUUGUGGGCGAGCUGGUGCGGGCUGGUCGCGCCCGUGGGUCCCCUGGCCCCAUCCCCGGGGGAGGGCUGGCCUUGGCCUUCCGUGGAGACUUCAUCCAGGUGGGCAGUGCCUACGAGCAGCAUAAAAUCCGACGGCCCGACGGCUUCGACGUGCUGGUGCCCCUGCGCCUGCCGCCGCUGGUGGCGCUGGAGCCGCAGAGCCUGGGUACCGAGCCUGCGCUGGCCCCAGCCUUCCGCGGCUGCUUCGUGUGCGCACUCAAGGCGCCUCCGGGGGCCUCCGGGGGCCACUGGCUCCGGGACUGCAAACCCUUCGCUGACGGCUUCUGCGUGGAUGUGCGUGGGCGGCGCCACCUCUCAGCCACCCUGGUGCUGCGCUGGUUCCAGUCGCACCUGCAGCGCUCCCUGGCCACCGUGCGCUACAGCCUGGAGGGUCGCUGUCGGGUCAGCCUGACCCCUGGCGGCCUGGAGCAGCCUCCCACUCUGCACAUCCUGCCCUGCCGCACCGAUUACGGCUGCUGCCGCCUCUCCAUGGCCGUGCGUCUCAUCCCCGCCGUCCAUUUGGGCGACGGCGUCUUCCUCGUGGCACCACCACUGGCCCCUUCGCCAGUCGGGCCCCUGUCGGAGCUCCCGGGAGGCCUGCGCGCCGAUGCACUGUGGAGCGUGAACACGUCGCGCCAGGAGCAGAAGCUGCUGGGCUCGCUACAGGAACGGGCCCCUCCAGGUGCCUGCUACCUCAAGUACCUGCAGUUGCUUAAAGCCCUGCGAGACCUGGGCGCCCGUGGGCUGGACCCGAUGGCCGCCGCCCAGUGGGGGCGAAUCCUGUCCUCGUAUGUGCUCAAGACGGCGCUGCUGGCGGUGCUGCUGCGCGAGAGGGCAGUGGAGCAAGGCUGGGACGAGGUGCACCUGGUCAGGCGCUUGGAAGAGUUAGUGCAGUUCCUUAGGGGCUGCCUCCUGGGACGCCAGACCCUCUUCCACUGCGUCCUGGGCUCUUACGGGACCGCCGCCGAGGUAGGCCCACUGCCCAAGGUACUGCGUGAAGCUGCCCCAGUCGACCUUCUGGCUGCUUUUGACAGGCACUCCCGUGAGCUUGCGGCGGCACGGUUGCUGUCCACUUGGCGAAGGCUUCCCCAGCUUCUCCGAGCCUAUGGGGGUCCCCGUUACCUUGCCAUGUGUCCCCCACCCCGGAGUCAGCGCACCCAGGAGUUCCCUAAAGAUGAACCAUGAACAGUGACAGCACCCCUACCUGGCCUGAUGCUCCUAAAGCUUCUCCCACCGGGUGGGGGUGGGGAUGGCAAUGAAGCCAAUUUCACACAAGGAAGAUGAGCAGGUGUUGGGAAGUUUGGACGGAGCAUGACAUUUGGUGGCUUAAAUAUCACCCUUGGCUCCUCAAGCCAGUGCAGUGGCAUCUUCAGGCCCACCAGAGUGUCCUAGGCAGGCUGCGGAAAGACAUCCAACAGCCGCAGCUGAGCUGGUCCACAUUUUGGCUUGUGUGGAACGAUUCUGUAAGGAUCCGCUGCUUUUAGAGAAGUCCAGUAAAGGAAGCAAAAACUAGCUUCAGUUUCCUUUGUCGGUUUUUGAGACACAGAUCUCUCUGGCCCCCAGGUUUAAAGCAGCUGAUUUUUUUUAACUACUUGCUAGGUCCUGGUUUCCCGAUUGUCUUUUUUUAAAAAUCAGAAUAUCUCCAACUGGAAUUGAAGUUCUGUUCUAGGGGCUAUGGUUCUGAGGAACAUCGUUUCCACUAUUGAGAUUAAUAUUGAUGUAUUUUUUAAAUGGUGCAAUCACGGGUGUCUGAUGGGAUCGUGACGAAGUCACACAGGUUAAGAGGCAAUCAAGAGUUGGUUAGAGAAACUUCCAGAGCAGAUAGCACUUUAUUUUGAUCACUUCUUUCGCUGUGUGGUAAUUGCUGGUGCCGAAUGUUGCAUCUGAAAGGGAGGCCAGGUGGAUUCAGCACAGGUCUUGCCAAGCAUUUCGCUGAUGUGUAGGUCAGUGCCUCCAGCUUUGUGCUUGAUCAGCGACUCCCCCAUCGGUCAGCAGAGGAGAAAGAUGCAGGGAGAUGGAAGGAGGCAGCCUGUGUCAGCAGUCAGCUCUUUUUUUGUCUUUGGGCAGAAAUAUCACCGGGUUGGGUGCAUAUUGUAGCCAAAAAAAGCCCAUUCUGAAAUCCCUCCUUCUCCUAAACUUCUAACAGCCCACAAUUGCAUCCAUCAACUUAAAUCUCAGUUUAAGUUUAGAAAGCUCCAUUCUAUGCUCAUCUAAUAGAAACUGCAGCCAGUGCCUGUGUUAUACUUUGGGAUUUUUUUUUUUAACACAUGUAGUCCCUUAGACUCUUAAAGGUAAAAGGUAAAAAACUUGGAAGCCGGAUGGAGCCACCUGAAUAGGGCCAUUGUUCAAUUUCUCAGUUAUUUUGUGAGGGAACUCCUUAAACUUUCUGUAGAGGACCUACUUGGCCACUGCAAGAAAUCAUUGUGAAUAAAUGAUUUAUAGGAAAUCCUUGUUAUCAGAGCUGCAGAGACUUCUUACAUCCUUCGCAACCUUGGACUGUAAGAGAAACGGUUGCAAAUGUUGUGCUUUCUCUUUGAGGUUUUGGGGACUGUUCCCCUUGAUACCACAAAGGCUAUUCCUAGCUUUUGAGAGGUCAGUGUUAGGUCAUAAGGUACUACAUUUAGCAAAGUCUACCAACUUUCUGCAAAGAUGUAAACUGCACAGUGUUUUCUUAAAAUUACUUUUUAAAAUAAAUGUCAAGAGAAAGUAGAUUUUAUAUAUAUAUAUAUGUAUAUGUAUUUAUAACGUUUUCAUAGUCAGCCACGACUUCCCCUGUAGUCGUUAAGUCUGCUGGAGUGGGGGGUGGGCAGCGAGGCUCUUGGAGGGAUUAUCAAACUUAUUUUUAAAAGCUGAGUUUUCCAAAUAUUGCUAGCUAAGGUGAUAGGUUCCUUUUCUUUUUUUUUUUGGUCUUAAUAGUGUUUUGAAGUUUAAAUCUGGUAACAAGAGUGUUCUUGUAGGUUUUUGUUAUUUUUUUUUUCUCCAGGUUAAUUGCCCAAAGCCUCAUCCAUCCUCAAGAUUUUAAAUUUUUAUUAUUUUUUUAAAUUAACGGGGCAUUGUGUUUGUGAAUUUUUAAAAUAUUAGUGUUUUAUUUAAAUGCCAUGCUGAGCAUUUGUUCUCUGUACAUGGUAACCAAAACUUAGAAAUUUCGAUCAAUUUUGAUCACUGUUGCGUAAUCCUAAACAUGUACUGUGUACAAAUGAAAUAAUACGGCAUAUUAGCCAGGCGUGAUGGCUGCCUGAGGCACUUAAUGAAGCUUACUUCUGUAUUUUAUCAGGGCUUCGUCAUGUUCUUGGUCAGAAAUGUACACAUUUUUGGUGUACACUUGGUACUAGAGAAUCAUAUGUCAUAUCUGCAAUAUUCUUAUACAGGAAGGCUCAGAAUUGCUCAUGUUAAAAAAAAUUUUAAAAGGAUUGAUUGUCCAGCCAGUGCCCAAAGAAACUGUUUGGGAAAAAUGACUCAGAGUCAUUUUGCCACGAAACACCCUUCAGCGACUCCCACUGACCAGUCUUGGGAGCCAUCCUGGAAUGCUCGUGGGCUGAGAUUAGGAGAUGCUUUUUUUUUUUUUUUUUUUUUAAAUCAAACUGAAGCUGAAAGAAAGGAGAAUGUGAGCAAACCAAGAGAACUCGGAAGGGUUCAGAAAGGAGGACUUAAGAUGAAAGUGAAGGGAAGGGGAAAUGGGAUGGAAAUCAUAUGAGGAUGUGAGAGAGGUUUGGGUUAGGAACCACAGUUUUAGGUAUGUGCUAUUGCAAACCAGGGGUCGCAAACUCAGUAGCCUACAGAAGCAAGGUAGGGAAGGGGUGGGUGGGUUGUAGGGCUUGUGCAGGUCUUUAGGGGGACAAGCCAUUACUCGGCUCCCUGUAGGGAAAAGAGGUAGCGAGGGGCUGGGAAUCAGGAUUUUUUUUGUUUAUGUGAAACUUCAUGAUUUUUAAACAAUCAUUUAAAAAUGUCCAAAACACCAUGUGGGCCAAACAAAACAUUUGGUUGCGCUUGUGGGCCACCAGUUUGCGACCCCUGCCUUACACAGUUAACCCCCCCCCAAGUAUGUAUAAGGUUAUAUUUAUUGUUUUGGAUAUAAUGUUGUGACACAUAGUUGGGGGAGAGAUAUUUCAAGUCUUCUUUAGCUCUCAGAGCUAAGCUUUAUUGUAGAAACAAACCCAAACAAAUUAACAUGGCCACUGAUAACACUUGACUCACAAUUCCCAGAAAGACCCUCGGUCCUGGAGCUGUUCUUUGCAGCCAGAUCCUCCAUCAAACCACUUGGAGGCCCAUUCGUUCUUGACAUUUCCUUCCUGGUGAGUCCUGGCUAAACUCCUAGGCUCCUUUGGAGCUUGCAGAUGAGUCAUCAGGAAGGAUUGAAGAAUAACUUGUUUCUUUUUUCCUUGCAUUUUAUGCGGAUUUUUCAAGUCUGAAUUUUUUUAGUGGUAUCCUUGCCUGUGCCUUGGCAGUGGUGGCCGAUGGCUGUGAACACCUGAAGAGCGGUGCUGGGUCUUCGGGCCAAGCUUCUCAGGCUUGUUACCACUCCCCACUGCUGAGAACACUGCUCUGAUCAGAUGUGCCUGUCCCCCCCCAGACUCGGCUGCUCCCACCGAAGUUGACAUCCUAGCGUUCUGAAGGAAGUAACCUCAUAGCUUCCUAAGCGUCUCUUUUAACCUCAUGGAGUAGGUCACUUUUUCUGUAAAAUGUGGCUUUUGAUGCUGAAGACAUAACGCAUCCCUACCCACGUGGGGAAGGUUAUUACCUUCCCUCCCCGGUGGUGGAGAAAAGGAACCUUAGUCACAUUCCCAGUGUCCCUUGAGAGGGAAAGACGUUCAGUGUUAUCACGUGGAGCUUAAUGUUUUUUAAAUCGCACGUCUGUUACUCAGACACUACUGUUUAUUUUCUUACACCUACACAGCCUUUGAUUUAGUGGGGAUAAAGCUAGUAUAAGGUGGGGAGGGGAAGGGUGAAGAUAUACGCAAUUAUCUAUACGGAGAGAAAGGACUGAAACAUGCAGCUAAAUUAUAUAUAAUCUGGUGUUUGAAGUAUCGGAUAUUCAGGAGUACUUUGAGCACCUUUUGCUUUAAAAAAAAAUGUGCCUUGAUUGAGCCACCUGACUUGAAAACAUUCCUCUUAUUUUAUUGUGAUUUUUAAUGUAUAUUCUGACCCCAAACUGUGUAUUACGAUGCAGUGUGUCGGCUGCCAUCAUAGCAUAUAUGCUGUGUUCCAGUAACAGAGACCAAAGAGUUAAUUAAUUACAGUUCAGCUGCUACAGUCGUGUGAUUAAAAGGCAUUUUAAUCACACCCAAUUUCCAAGGCCCCAGCAGUCGAGGCCUGCGACGUGUUUUCUAUUUCAGGUUGGAGUAAAUUUGCACUUUCAAUCAGAUGGGUCAUUUGACGGCCUUGUUCUUUUAUACUUUGCUUUGUUAAUAAAGGAACUUGUAGAAACCUC